Molecule: messenger RNA, 1209 nt
Organism: Saccostrea cuccullata (small rock oyster)
Lineage: Eukaryota; Metazoa; Mollusca; Bivalvia; Ostreida; Ostreidae
Product: acetylcholine receptor subunit beta-like
Exons: 1
Coding region: 1-1209 (402 amino acids)
Biological process (GO): chemical synaptic transmission; nervous system process; regulation of membrane potential
Cellular component (GO): plasma membrane; synapse; neuron projection
Molecular function (GO): transmembrane signaling receptor activity; transmitter-gated monoatomic ion channel activity involved in regulation of postsynaptic membrane potential; excitatory extracellular ligand-gated monoatomic ion channel activity
Source: RefSeq, a predicted model, not a curated record
AUGCUCGGCAAAAUCUCGUUUCUAUCGCUUUUAUUGGGAAUAGAAUGUUACACUAUUGCCGAAGAAACUUUGCUACAUCAAAAUUUGUUGAACGGUUAUAACAAAAGAAUUCGACCAGGAGCUGACAGAACUAAGCCAGUAAAUCUAGAUGCUAGUUUCACUCUGACAGCAAUUAAGGAAUUUUCUGAGAGUGAGGGGAAAAUUGCAGUUGUCGGUGCAUUUCGAUUUAAUUGGGAAGACGAGAGAUUGAUUUGGGACCCAGCAACCUACGGAGGCGACCUCCACAACACUAUUAUGUAUUUCCAAGACAUAUGGGUUCCACAGUUUGUGAAUAUGAAUCCAUACAAUGAGCUAAAACGCGUUGGUCUCGAUGAAAUGUAUUGUACACUAACCGAAACUGGUCAAGUUACUUUUAUUCCGCCAGAUUUGUAUGAAUCUACGUGCGAUGCCGAUGUGACGUAUUACCCAUUUGAUAAACAAAAAUGUUCCUUAUUGUAUUACAUUCCUGGGUACUACAUUAGCGAUAUGAACAUCACAGCGGCAUCAUCAACCCUUGAUAUGGACCUCUACGAAAAGAAUGGACUCUGGCAGGUAUUAGAAACUUCCUUUUCUGUAAAAACAAGUGCAAAGAAUUUUCAACUUAUCGAUCUCACAAUAUCAAUGACCAGGCGCACGACUUAUUAUGUCGCUGGUCUUCUUUUGCCAAUAGUGCUUAUGAAUUUCAUUCAACUUUUUGUGUUCCUCCUUCCGGUUGAAUCUGGAGAGCGCGUGGGAUUUAGCAUCACGGUUCUCCUAGCGGUAGCGGUUUUUCUUACUAUCAUUCAGGAGAAACUUCCGGAAGCUUCAGAACCAAACGUAUCAGUCCUUACCUAUAAACUAUUGGUGGACAUGAUCAUUGGAUGCGGGAUGAUUUUAGCUGUUGUGAUCGGAAUGAGGUUCUACCACAGGAGCGAUGACAUACGGGUUCCUUGGAUUCUUCGUGGAUUUACACGUUGUUUUUAUGGAUGUUGUACUCCAAUUAACUCAAAGCAGUCAGUCAAUCCUGACGAAGUUGUUGACAUAAAAUCUGAAAAACCAAGCAGGGGUUCUGAUGGAGUAUCUAUAACGUGGAAUGAUGUCGGGAAAGCAUUUGAUAGAGUUUGCUUACCUCUCUUCUUUCUGUCAUUGGUGAUGAAUAAUAUUGUUUACUUCAUAAUAAUAUUUGUGUAA